Camelina sativa (false flax) is the source of this 1813-nucleotide messenger RNA. Lineage: Eukaryota; Viridiplantae; Streptophyta; Magnoliopsida; Brassicales; Brassicaceae. The record is from RefSeq and is a predicted model, not a curated record.
GAAGAGAUGGGAUGAAGCUGUUGUUCCUGUUAAUGAUGGUGAUUAUAAAAGUAGUAAGCUUUCUGAUUCUAGACAUGAUAGUAGUGGUGGAGAGAAAGGUUCUGUUAGUAAUGAACAUGGUGAGGGUAGGAGUCAUUCGAAGUCUGAUAGGAGUUUGAAGGCUAGUAGUAGAGAGGAUAAGAGUAAGAGUCGAGGUGUGAAAGAUGAUGAUAGGGGUAGUCCUCUCAAGAAAACGAGUGGUAAGGAUGGUUCUGAGACAGUGAGAGAAGUGGGUCGAUCUAACAGGUCUAAGACACCAGACAGAAGUGGGAAGCGUCAUCAAGAAUCUGAACAUUCGGAUGCAGACUACGAAAAAGAGAAAUAUGGUCGGAAAGAUGAGAGAUCCAGAGGUAGGGAUGAUGGCUGGUCUGAUAGGGAUAGGGAUCAAGAAGGCUCAAAGGAUACUUGGAAGAGAAGACAUUCUAGUAUUAGUGAUAAAGAUCAGAAAGAUGGGGACUUGCUUUAUGAUCGUGGCAGGGAACGGGAGUUCCCAAGGCAAGGACGUGAAAGGAGUGAAGGCGAGAGGUCUCAUGGUCGUUUGGGUGGCAGGAAAGAUGGAAACAGGGGUGAAGCAGUUAAAGCUUUGUCAAGUGGUGGCGUUUCAAAUGAGAAUUAUGAUGUAAUUGAGAUACAAACCAAGCCACUUGAUUAUGUCAGAGCAGAAUCAGGUCCCAACUUUGCUCGUACGACUGAAUCCGGUCAGCAGCCUCCUAAAAAGCCUACUAAUAAUGAUGAAGAGUGGGUUUACAACCAGGAAGGUAGUAGACAGAGAAGUGAGACUUUUGGGUUUGGAACUUAUGGGGAGGAUUCGAGAGAUGAAGCUGGUGAAGCCAGUUCUGAUUACUCAGGGGCUAAAGCAAGAAACCAGAGAGGUGCAACCCCUGGUCGAACUCAUUCUAUGCAAACCCCUAAUAGAGGUCCGCAGGCUCCACAAGGCAUGAGAGGGAACAGACCCUCAAGGGGUGGGAAAGGAAGACCUGCUGGUGGCAGAGAGAACCAACAAGGUGCCAUUACAAUGCCUAUCAUGGCGUCACCAUUUGCGAAUCUUGGAAUGCCACCACCCAGCCCUAUUCAUUCUCUUACUCCUGGUAUCUCGCCAAUUCCAGGCGGUCCUGUUACCCCUAUCUUCAUGCCUUCAUUUGCCCCGACUCUUGUCUGGCCUGGGGCCCGAGGAGUUGAUGGCAGUAUGUUACCUGUUCCUCCUGUUCUCUCGCCUCUUCCUCCUGGACCAUCAGGCCCAAGAUUUCCUUCAAUUGGCACUCCACCAAACCCGAAUAUGUUCUUUAAUCCACCAGGUUCUGACAGAGGAGGGCCACCUAACUUCUCUGGGCCUGCAUUUAAUGUUUCUGGACAAAUGGGACGUGGAAUGCCAUCUGAUAAAAAUUCAGGGGGUUGGGUUCCUCCUCGAGGUGGUGGACCUCCUGGAAAAGCUCCUUCUAGGGGAGAGCAAAAUGACUAUUCCCAGAACUUUGUGGAUACUGGAAUGCGNCCCCAGAAUUUCAUCCGAGAGCUGGAGCUUACCAAUGUGGAAGACUACCCCAAGCUGAGAGAGCUCAUACAGAAGAAGGAUGAGAUUGUAUCUAACUCAGCUUCUGCACCAAUGUAUUUUAAAGGCGACUUGCAUGAAGUUGAGUUAUCUCCCGAGUUAUUUGGAACAAAGUUUGAUGUUAUUCUUGUUGACCCACCGUGGGAGGAAUAUGUCCAUAGAGCUCCUGGUGUUUCUGAUAGUAUGGAGUAUUGGACAUUUGAAGACAUUAUCAAUCUCAAGAUUGAG